Messenger RNA from Besnoitia besnoiti, 918 nucleotides. Its product is annotated as ubiquitin-conjugating enzyme subfamily protein. The transcript has 5 exons. Bases 1 to 918 code for a protein of 305 amino acids. The record is from RefSeq and is a predicted model, not a curated record. Lineage: Eukaryota; Apicomplexa; Conoidasida; Eucoccidiorida; Sarcocystidae.
AUGGCAGACGCGGAGCUUCCACUUACUACGAUGGCCUCGCGGGUUAAGGUGGAGGACAGUGGCAAAAGCAAGCUUCUUGUCAGCGAGAGCAUGGCUGCUCACCCGUCGACACGUGAACUUGACGUUCGCCGCCUGCAGAGAACUGUCAUUCCGAUUCCAGCCCGCACGCUGGCUGGCAUUGAUGAAGACGGAGACUCUACCGCGACAGAUAUGGCGAUCAUAAGCAAGAAUCUAGAACUGUAUUCUCUCCUGAUCGAAUACUCUCAGACAGCGCAGUACUCACCUGAAGGUGUUUACUGUAUGCCGACAUGGAACAAUCUGCGCGUCUGGGACGGCGUGAUUUUACUGAGGCAUGGCCUGUAUCAAGGCGGUGUGUUCAAGUUUAAAAUCAAGCUUACCCCUGCCUAUCCUGCUGAGCCUCCAUGUGUCAUGUUCGUAUCGCGGGUCUUCCACCCGCUGGUCGAUCCUCAAAACGGCACUAUCACCAUCAAGCCGCAGUUUCGCAAAUGGGACGGCGACAAAGACUACUUGCCGAUGCUUCUUAUGUACCUCAAAAGCAUUUUCUACAAACGCGAGUUUCUUCAAGGGACAGACGAAGAAGAAUCGUGGCUCAAUCCCGAAGCAGCUAAGGUGUUCCGCGGAGACAAGAAGGCAGCGUUGGAGAAGAUCAAACAGUGCGUUGAAGAAUCUCAGUCAAAACUGUACGCAAACGAGGAGGAUUUCGUGUUCAAUUUCAUUGAGUUUCACCGGGAGAAGAAGCCUAUCCUACAGGCUCUCAACGUUCUUUCCCACGACGUUACAUGCAUCGAUCCAAAAGAAGUUUUUAUUGACUGGUUUCUGGGAGAGUGGUCCAAGUCUGAGUUUGAGCCAGACGGACGCAGCGGUCGCGAGCAAACCGGCACCAAGGCGGCCCAAUGA